CCGACCCGGUUAUGUCGGGCACCGACCCGGUUAUGUCGGGCACCGACCUGGCGAUGUCGGGCACCCACCUGGCGAUGUCGGGCACCCACCUGGCGAUGUCAGGCACCGACCCGGCGAUGUCGGGCACCGACCCGAGCGAGCCGGAGAAGCCUCCCUACACCUACGUGGCGCUGAUCACCAUGGCCAUCCGCGCCAGCCCCGAGCAGCGGCUCCCGCUGAGCGGCAUCUACGCCUUCAUCACCGAGCGCUUCCCCUACUACCGCGGCUGCUCCCCGGGCUGGCAGAACAGCAUCCGCCACAACCUCAGCCUCAACUCCUGCUUCCGACGCCUGCCCCGCCGCGGCAGCCGCGGCGGCGAAUGGGCGCUGGAUCCCGCUUUCCACGACAUGUUCCCGGAGGGCGAUUAUCGCGGGCGCCGCCGCCGCCUCCGCCGCCCGCCCGCAUCAUCAUCAUCAUCAUCGCCGCCGCCGCCGCCCGCAUCAUCAUCAUCAUCGCCGCCGCCGCCGCCCACCCCGCUGCCCGCCGCGCCCUGGUCCCCGCCGCCGCCCUUCGCGGUGCCCCCGGUCCCCGCAGGCUGCUCGCACGGGCCCUGGGCAGCGCUGGCGCUGCCCCGCGGGUGCCUCUGCCCGGAGCUGCACGGCUGGGCCCCCGCCGGGCUCCUGGGGCCGCCGCAGGGCUUCCCCGCCUGGCCGCUGGAUGCGGGGAUGCCCCGCGAGCUGGGCGCCAGGAUGUCGCCCUCCUUCAAGUGAACUCCCCCCCGGCCGGGCUCGGGGCGCUGCUGCUUCGCCGCUGGGUUCCCGAGAAAGCGUUUGAAACCUGCUGGAUUCCUGAGAAAGCGAUUUCAAACCGCCCGGGAAGCGCCGUGUGAGAAGUGCCUGUUGCGGUGACUGGGAUGCUCCCCCUGCCUCGGUCCUCUGUGCCCCGAGGAGGAUGAAUUGCGCUUCUCUACUGCAUCGGUUUGGAUUUGGGGAAGGAGGGAUUAUGGUUUUGUUGUUCGAACCUUCAGGCAGGGGACGAAUUACAGUUUUGGUGUUUGAACCUUCAGGCAGCCUGAGAGGGAGCCGCAGAACACGGGCGACCUCUGAAAGUACGCGAGGAGGAGUCGUGCCCGUGCUACUCCUCGGUUCGUGCAGGGAAGUUAUUUUUUUCAAGUGUCCUUAAUUUAUUUUGAAGCUUUUCUUUCAAGGUUUAUGGAAAAGCAAUAUCUAUGUUGUGGGGUUGGUUUGGUUUUUUGGGUUUGGUUUGUUUGGUUGUUUUUUUUUGGGGGGGGGAAAUACCCCAAACCAACAAACCCCAGAGGUGUUUGGGUUAAUACUGGAAAUCUUGUGGGUUUGUAUUUGAAGUGAAUUUAUAUGGGAUUUUUCAUAUGGAUUGUUUUAUACUGUUGCUGGUUAUGUAUGUUUGCAUACGUUCAUUGUUAACAAGUUUCUUACAUAUUACCGUGUAAUAAUAUUUUCCCUUUGGGUUUCAGAGGGAGUAGUUUUUAUGCUUUUCUCUCAAAAUAAGGGUUCAGAGACAAAAUGUGCUUCCAAUAAGAACCACGUUUUAAGUUUAAGGGAGAGAAGGAUUCAAAUACUGUUAUGUGAAGAGCAGCAUUUAUUGUAUGUUAUAUUAAUAAAUAGUAUUUCCUAAGAGAUGUGGCUUCAAAAAGUACUUAAACUAUUUUGAUGCUUUUCUUGAAAGUAGGUACAACUGAAAUCCAGUUUUAUAGUUAUUUUAUAUUUUUUUAUGUUUAUGAAGUGAUUCUGAAUGUCAUCUUUAAAUUCUACCAGUAUGUUAUAAACAAUACUGUUAGAUUUAGAUGGGGUGACAACUUUAUGGUUGUUUUUACGGGAUGCCAACACAUUAAAGAUGCUGCAGUUCUGUCAUGUUUCAA
This is a messenger RNA of Pseudopipra pipra, 1876 nucleotides long. Its product is annotated as forkhead box protein E3-like. Gene Ontology annotation, molecular function: DNA-binding transcription factor activity, RNA polymerase II-specific; RNA polymerase II cis-regulatory region sequence-specific DNA binding. Gene Ontology annotation, biological process: cell differentiation; regulation of transcription by RNA polymerase II; anatomical structure morphogenesis. NCBI's taxonomy places the organism in Eukaryota, Metazoa, Chordata, Aves, Passeriformes, Pipridae. The transcript has a single exon. The record is from RefSeq and is a predicted model, not a curated record. The coding region runs from base 12 to 749 and encodes 245 amino acids.